Molecule: messenger RNA, 2250 nt
Organism: Gallus gallus (chicken)
Lineage: Eukaryota; Metazoa; Chordata; Aves; Galliformes; Phasianidae
Gene: MHCY44
Product: class I histocompatibility antigen, F10 alpha chain-like
Exons: 5
Coding region: 19-1269 (416 amino acids)
Biological process (GO): immune response
Cellular component (GO): external side of plasma membrane
Source: RefSeq, a predicted model, not a curated record
GCGGAGCGGAGCGAUGCGAUGGGUCCGAGCGAGGCGGUGGUGCUGGGGCUGCUGCUGGGCGCCCUGGGCGCGGCGGUAUGCGGUGAGUGCUGCGGGACCGGGCUGCCCCCGGCACCGGGACCCGCGGCUCCUCGCUCCCCGACGCCGGGGCUGCGUCCGCGGGACCCCCACCCGCGGCUCACGGCUCCGACGCCGUCUGUCCCCGCAGGGUCGCACUCCCUGCACUACUUCCUGACCGGGAUGACGGAUCCCGGCCCCGGGAUGCCGCAGUUCGUGAUCGUCGGGUGCGUAGAUGGCGAACUCCUCUGGAACUACAACAGCCUGGGCCGGACGGUGCGGCCCAUCAUGGGCUGGCUGCCGCAAGAGGACCAGGAGCACUGGGAUGCAGAGACCCAGAAGGCCCGGGACAUUGAGCUGGAUUUCUACGAGUUCCUGGGCAGGCUGCAGGUGCACUACAAUAAAAGUGAAGGGUCUCACACACUGCAGAAGAUGAUCGGCUGUGACAUCCUGGAGGACGGCAACAUCCGAGGGUACGUUCAGUAUGGAUUUGAUGGGAGGGACUACAUUGCCUUUGAUAUGGACACGAUGACGUUCACCGCAGCCGAUGCGGUGGCAGAAAUCACCAAGAGGAGAUGGGAGCAGGAAGGGACGUAUGCUGAGGGAUGCAAGCAUGAGCUGGGGACUGUCUGUGUUCAGAACUUGAGGAAAUACCUUGAGCACGGGAAGGCAGCGCUGAAAAGGAGAGAACGGCCUGAGGUGCGCGUGUGGGGGAAGGAAGCCAACGGGAUCCUGACCUUGUUCUGCUGCGCUUAUGGCUUCUACCCACGGCCCAUCGCCAUCAGCUGGAUGAAGGACGGCAUGGUCCGGCACCAGGAGACCCACUGGGGGGGCAUGGUGCCCAACAGUGAUGGCACCUACCACGCCUCAGCGGCCAUUGAUGUGCUGCCGGAGGAUGGGGACAAGUACCGGUGCCGCGUGGAGCACACCAGCCUGCCCCAGCCUUGUCUCUUCUCAUGGGAGCCUCAGCCCAACCUGAUCCCCAUUGUGGCCGGGGUGGUCGUCACCACUGUGGCUGUAAUUGCUUCUGUCAUUGGAUUGGUGGUGUGGAAGAGCAAGUCAGGUAAAGGCCCUGACCUCCUUAGGAUCGGCCCUGACAUGAGCCCAAUGCUGACUCUUAUUCUGUCUGCAGGGAAGGAGAAGAAGAAGGGUUACGAAGCACCAGCAGGCCACGACGGAGAAUCCAGCGGCUCGGCCACAACUUUAGUAUGAAAGCAGGGCUCAGGAGGGGUCCCUGCGGUUGGAGCGGUCCCAGUUCCCUGCACUCCCCCGUUGGGCCCAUAGCUGGGACAAUACUGGGCCAACCCUCCCUGGAGAACACCCAGGGUGGUGAGUUGGGACGGGGACGUGGUCCCAUAUGACACCACCUCUUCACACCCGCACAGGAAGUGAACUUCCCUUCUGAGUGCUGUGUUACUUCAGCCAGCCCUGCAUGCACGUGUUUGGAGUUUGUGGGUGUGUGUAUCUGUGUUUGCUCAACUUCCUGCAUCUCCUCGGGCUGAUGCAGUGUGUGCUCCCCUGCUCACACACUGUUUCCAACAGUUAGCACAUGGGUUCUGCCCUGUGCUAGGCGCUCUCCUACCAUGUAGGAUUAUCUUACCCGGUGCCUGUGCCAACUGUACUCAAGUCGGAAUGCCCCAGUCUCAACUUUGUUCAGCAGCUUUCUUUGUGAAAAGCAGCUCUCAGCGCUGUGCUCAUGGCAGUCAGCCAUUAGCUUCAAAACCUUGUUGGGCAGCUCAUGCCUUGGAUGGGUGCUGCUGACCAGGCUUUGAGCCAAGCUGGCAUGGUUUUGUAAUUUUGCCAUUGGUAUUCCACAUCAUAGCAUCAUGGACAGCCCGGGUAAUUACAGGGUUAAUAGUCCGGUUCUGUGGACUGACAACGAUCCAGAUACCUGCUUCUCAAAAGAGAAGAAAAACUGCGUAUCCCAGAGGACCUCACGGUCAGUGAGGGAAGAUACGGCACUGAAAUCACGGGAUAUGAGUUGCGUGAUCAGGCUCACACUCUCUCUCCGGCAGCCACGCAGAGUGCUGGGUGUGCUUCCGAGCUGUGCGCCUUCAUUCAAGCAGAGCUUUCGGUUUUGGAAGCUGUCUCUUAUUUUAAAUGAUUUAUAACCCGUACUUUCAAUUUGAUUGUAUUAUAUUGUGUUAUCUUGCAUUCCAAUAUCACGGUUAGUAAAAUAAGUUUUCCACCUUA